UCCUUUUUCCUGAUGGAAUCUGCAUUUUUAUCUUCUCUUCUUCCAUCGUUGCUUAAUUACUGUUCAUUCACAGGAGGAUCCUAAUCUCUUUCAGGAGUCGCUAUGGCUUCAAAGCGGAUCUUGAAGGAGCUCAAAGAUCUUCAAAAGGAUCCUCCUACUUCUUGUAGUGCUGGACCUGUUGCUGAGGACAUGUUUCAUUGGCAAGCAACGAUAAUGGGUCCUCCAGACAGUCCUUUUUCUGGUGGUGUUUUUCUGGUGACGAUUCAUUUUCCUCCAGAUUAUCCAUUCAAGCCACCUAAGGUUGCUUUCAGGACAAAAGUUUUCCACCCAAACAUAAACAGCAAUGGGAGCAUAUGCCUUGACAUUUUAAAGGAGCAGUGGAGCCCUGCCCUAACGAUUUCCAAGGUGUUGCUUUCAAUAUGUUCUCUUUUGACGGACGCCAAUCCUGAUGAUCCGUUGGUCCCGGAGAUUGCACACAUGUACAAGACAGACAGGAACAAGUAUGAGACAACUGCAAGGAGCUGGACCCAGAAGUAUGCCAUGGGCUAAACAUACCUGUGUAUCAUGGGGUCAAGGGCAUUUUACUUUCAGAUACUUCACUAUUUACAUUCAAUGUACUAAUCUGUUGUUUGAGUUGUAACAUGGAGUCCAUGUCUUAAGAGGAAAGGAAAAUCAUGGACGCUGCUCUUAAAAGUUUGUAUGUGCAAAUUGAUCUUUGAAAGAAACCAAUUAAUUAGACUUUUCUUCCAGGAGUU
Nicotiana attenuata is the source of this 755-nucleotide messenger RNA. Its product is annotated as SUMO-conjugating enzyme UBC9-like. The transcript has 5 exons. Gene Ontology annotation, cellular component: nucleus. Gene Ontology annotation, molecular function: ubiquitin conjugating enzyme activity. Bases 103 to 549 code for a protein of 148 amino acids. Lineage: Eukaryota; Viridiplantae; Streptophyta; Magnoliopsida; Solanales; Solanaceae. The record is from RefSeq and is a predicted model, not a curated record. Gene Ontology annotation, biological process: protein polyubiquitination.